Molecule: messenger RNA, 8781 nt
Organism: Cygnus atratus (black swan)
Lineage: Eukaryota; Metazoa; Chordata; Aves; Anseriformes; Anatidae
Gene: TNXB
Product: tenascin XB
Exons: 36
Coding region: 1-8781 (2926 amino acids)
Molecular function (GO): protein binding
Source: RefSeq, a predicted model, not a curated record
AUGACCCUGGGGCUGCCACUACUGCUGCUGGUGUUGACGCUGCGAAGGGUGCAGGGGGGGGUAGGGCCCCCCCCUGGAUCCCCACCUGGCUCCCCAGAGCUCCCCUGUGGGGCUGCAGCACUGGAGGCAGUGCUGGGGCGCCUGCGGGAGCUGGAGGGAGAAGUGCGGGCGCUGCAGGGACAGUGCGGGGACAACGGGGGGCCCCAGGCCGGCACCGGGCGCACGGCAGCGCGGGGACUGUGCAGCACCCCUGAGGCAGGGGGCUGCGGGUGCGGGUGCCGGCUGGGGGAGGGCGGGGGGGGCCUCCCCUGCCCCGAGCCCCGAUGCCCCCUCGACUGCAGUGACCAGGGCCGCUGCCGGGCUGGCCGCUGCCACUGCUUCGCCGGCUUCACUGGGCCAUCCUGUGCUACACCUGCCUGCCCCCUCGGCCGUGGUGGGCCCCACUGCACCCUCGAGAUCCCCGCAGUGACACCACGCUUGGCUGCACGCAACCAGACGUCCUUCCGUGUGACCUGGCCUCGGCCGAGCAUGCCCGUGGAUGGCUACCAGGUGGCCCUCAUCCCCAUGGAGGAACCAGCAGCAAUGGCCACCCACGAACUGCCUGGCUCUGCUGUCACCUUCGAGGUGACAGGGCUGGUGCCUGGAAGCGCCUUUGAGCUCUUCAUCCAGGCCCAGCGGGACCAGCACCUUGGGAUGCCUGGCACCCUGCGCGUCCGCACCUUGAUUGCCCAGCCCCUGCCCACCCACAGGGGACCCCUGGGGUCCCCCACAUUCCUCGCAUCUCCAGUGGCCCCAGCAUCACCAUCAGCCCGAGGGUCUCCAGCAUCCCCGCGGUCCCCAGUGUCACCAGCGUCCCCAGGGUCACCAGCAUUCCCGAGGUCUCCAGUGUCACCAGUGUCCCCGGCAUCACCAGCUUCCCCUGAAUCUUCAUGGUCACCAGUGUCCCCAAGGUCCCCAGAGGCACCAGCAUCCCCAGUAUCCCCAAGGUCACCUGCAUUUCCACAGUCCCCAGCAUCACCACAGUCCCCCAUUUUACCUUCAUCUCCAAAGUCUCCGGUCUCCCCAGCAUCUCCCAUGUCCCCAGUGCUCCCAGGUGUUCCAUCUCUGCAUGACCUGGGGGCUAAGCUCUCGUCCUACAAUGGGUCCUUGCAGCAGCGCCUGGAGAGCCACCUCCGGGCCACGGCCUUCCCUCUCCGGGGCAACCAGACAGUGCCUGCAGUAGCCCGUGCCAUCCUCUCCUACCUGCUUCGCCGCAGCCCAGCCUCGCUGCGCCACCAGUUCCUCCGCCACCUCCAACAGAGUCCCCACCCCAAGCCCCAGCUUAUGCCAGGGGCUGCCGGAGAGGCCCUUGUGGACCUGGAUGGGCUGCAGGGCCACUCAGAGACUGUGGUGAUCCGCUACCGGCCCCUGGGGGAGCUGGAGGGGGCCGAGGGGGAACUGCGGGUGCCAGGGGACACAGCAGUGGCCCGGGUGCCAGGGCUGGUGCCAGGGGCCAUGUACCGGGUGGAGGUGCAUGGCGUGGUGCAGGGGCGCGUCUCCAAGUCCUACACAUCCCUGGUGACUGCAGGGGUAGGUGGCACCAGUGAGCCCCCGAUAGACUGGGAGCAUCUGUAUGAGAUGGAGCUGACUGAGCCUCAAGGUGCCAUGGCCAAAGCAGCCCCAUCAGAGGAGGAACCACAACAGCAGCCUCGCUUGGGCGAGCUCACGGCCUCCCAUGUGACACCCAACACUGUCCAGCUGGAAUGGAACGUCCUUGAAGGCACCUUUGACUCCUUCACGGUGCAGUACAGGGAUGCACAAGGCCAGCCACAGGCACUUGCUGUGGACGGUGGGUCCCGCACAGUGACUGUUCCUGGGCUGUUGCCUUCCCGCCGCUACAAGUUCAAUCUGUACGGGGUGUGGGGGCGGAAACGUAUUGGUCUUAUCUCCACUGAUGCCAUCACAGCCCCAGCACUCCCAAAGGAGGACCUGCCAUCCCAGCCACGCCUGGGUGAGCUCACAGCCUCCCACGUAACCCCCGACUCCAUCCAGCUGGAAUGGAGCGUCCCCAAGGGCACCUUUGACUCCUUCACAGUGCAGUACAAGGAUGCACAAGGCCAGCUGCAGGUGCUGCCUGUGGAUGGUGAUUCCCGCACAGUGACCGUGCCAGGGCUGUCACCAUCCCGCCGCUACAAGUUCAACCUGUAUGGGAUGUGGGGACAGAAACGUCUGGGCCCCAUCUCCACUGAUGCUGUCACAGUCAUACCAGAGGAGGAACCACCAUCUGAGCCACGCUUGGGUGACCUCACAGCCUCCCACGUCACCCCUGACUCCGUCCAGCUGGAAUGGAGCAUCCCUGAGGGCACCUUUGACUCCUUCGUGGUGCAGUACAGGGAUGAGCAAGACCAGCCACAGGUGCUGCCCGUGGAUGGAGAUUCCCGCACAGUGACCGUGCCAGGGCUGUCACCAUCCCGCCGGUACAAGUUCAACCUGUACGGGAUGUGGGGACGGAAACGUCUGGGCCCCAUCUCCACCGAUGCUGUCACAGCUGAAGUCAAGCUGAAAAAGAAACCACCAUCCGAGCCACGCUUGGGCGACCUCACAGCCUCCCACGUCACCCCCAGUUCUGUCCAGCUGGAAUGGAGCAUCCCAGAAGGCACCUUUGACUCUUUCACGGUGCAGUACAAGGAUGUGAAAGGCCUGCCACAGGUGCUGCCCGUGGAUGGUGGUUCCCGCACAGUGACCGUGCCAGGGCUGUCACCAUCCCGCCGCUACAAGUUCAACCUGUAUGGGAUGUGGGGGCGGAAACGUCUGGGCCCCAUCUCCACUGAUGCCAUCACAGGUGCAGUAGAGCAGGAAAAAGAACCACCAUCCGAGCCACGCCUGGACGACCUCACAGCCUCCCACAUCACCCCUGACUCAGUCCAGCUAGAAUGGAGUGUCCCUGAGGGUAACUUUGACUCCUUCACAGUGCAAUACAAGGAUGCACAAGGCCAGCCACAGGUGCUGCCUGUGGAUGGAGAUUCCCGCACAGUGACCGUGCCAGGGCUGUCACCAUCCCGCCGCUACAAGUUCAACCUGUAUGGGAUGUGGGGACGGAAACGUCUGGGCCCCAUCUCCACUGAUGCUGUCACAGUCCAGCUGGAAAAGGAACCACCAUCCGAACCAAACCUGGGUGACCUCACAGCCUCCCACAUCACCCCUGACUCAGUCCAGCUGGAAUGGAGCGUCCCCGAGGGCACCUUUGACUCCUUCGUGGUGCAGUACAAAGAUGCACAAGGCCAGCCACAGGUGCUGCCCGUGGAUGGUGGGUCCCGCACAGUGACCGUGCCAGGGCUGUCACCAUCCCGCCGCUACAAGUUCAACCUGUAUGGGAUGUGGGGACGGAAACGUCUGGGCCCCAUCUCCACUGAUGCUGUCACAGCUGCAGUCCAGCCAGAAAAGGAACCACCAGCUGAACCACACCUGGGGGAUCUCACAGCCUCCCACGUCACCCCUGACUCAAUCCAGCUGGAAUGGAGUGUCCCCGAGGGCACCUUUGACUCCUUCGUGGUGCAGUACAAGGAUGCACAAGGCCAGCCACAGGUGCUGCCUGUGGAUGGAGAUUCCCACACAGUGACCGUGCCAGGGCUGUCACCAUCCCGCCGCUACAAGUUCAACCUGUAUGGGAUGUGGGGACAGAAACGUCUGGGCCCCAUCUCCACUGAUGCUGUCACAGCCACAGUAGAGCCAGAAAAGGAACCACCAUCCGAGCCACGCCUGGACGACCUCACAGCCUCCCACAUCACCCCUGACUCAGUCCAGCUAGAAUGGAGUGUCCCCGAGGGCACCUUUGACUCCUUCACAGUGCAAUACAAGGAUUCACAAGGCCAGCCACAGGUGCUGCCUGUGGAUGGAGAUUCCCGCACAGUGACCGUGCCAGGGCUGUCACCAUCCCGCCGCUACAAGUUCAACCUGUAUGGGAUGUGGGGACGGAAACGUCUGGGCCCCAUCUCCACUGAUGCUGUCACAGUCCAGCCGGAAAAGGAACCACCAUCCGAGCCACGCUUGGGCGACCUCACAGCCUCCCAUGUCACCCCUGACUCCGUCCAGCUGGAAUGGAGUGUCGCUGAGGGUACCUUUGACUCCUUUACGGUGCAGUACAAGGAUGCACAAGGCCAGCCACAGGUGCUGCCUGUGGAUGGUGGAUCCCACACAGUGACCGUGCCAGGGCUGUCACCAUCCCGCCGCUACAAGUUCAACCUGUAUGGGAUGUGGGGGCGGAAACGUCUGGGCCCUGUCUCCACUGAUACUGUCACAGCUGCAGUCCAGCUGGAAAAGGAACCACCAUCCGAACCAAACCUGGGGGAGCUCACAGCCUCCCACAUCACCCCUGACUCAGUCCAGCUGGAAUGGAGCGUCCCCGAGGGCACCUUUGACUCCUUCGUGGUGCAGUACAAGGAUGCACAAGGCCAGCCACAGGUGCUGCCCGUGGAUGGUGGGUCCCGCACAGUGACCGUGCCAGGGCUGUCACCAUCCCGCCAGUAUAAGUUCAACCUGUAUGGGAUGUGGGGACGGAAACGUCUGGGCCCCAUCUCCACUGAUGCUGUCACAGCUGCAGUCGAGACCGAAAAGGAACCACCAUCUGAGCCACACCUGGGUGACCUUGUGGCCUCCCACAUCACUCCCAACUCCGUCCAGCUGGAAUGGAGCAUCCCCGAGGGCACCUUUGACUCCUUCGUGGUGCAGUACAAGGAUGCACAAGGCCAGCCACAGGUGCUGCCUGUGGACAGUGGUUCUCGCACAGUGACUGUGCCAGGGCUGUCACCAUCCCACCGCUACAAGUUCAACCUGUAUGGGAUGUGGGGGCAGAAACGUCUGGGCCCCAUCUCCACUGAUGCUGUCACAGCUGCAGUCAAUCUGGAAAAGCAACCACCAUCCAAGCCGCGCCUAGUUGAGCUCACAGCCUCCCACAUCACCUCUGACUCUGUUCAGUUGGAGUGGAGGCUGGAAUGGAGCAUCCCCGAGGGCACCUUUGACUCCUUUACGGUGCAGUACAAGGAUGCACAAGGCCAGCCACAGGUGCUGCCCGUGGACGGUGGUUCCCGCACAGUGACUGUGCCAGGGCUGUCGCCAUCCCGCCGCUACAAGUUCAACCUGUAUGGGAUGUGGGGGCAGAAACGUCUGGGCCCCAUCUCCACUGAUGCUGUCACAGUCGAGACAGAAAAGGAACCACCAUCUGAGCCAAACCUGGGUGACCUCACAGCCUCCCACAUCACCCCCAACUCUGUCCAGCUGGAAUGGAGCAUCCCUGAGGGCACCUUUGACUCCUUUGUGGUGCAGUACAAGGAUGCACAAGGCCAGCCACAGGUGCUGCCCGUGGAUGGUGGCUCCCGCACAGUGACUGUGCCAGGGCUGUCACCAUCCCGCCGCUACAAGUUCAACCUGUAUGGGAUGUGGGGGCGGAAACGUCUGGGCCCCAUCUCCACUGAUGCUGUCACAGGUGAGGUUGAGCCUGAAAAACAACCACCAUCCAUGCCACGCCUGGGUGAGCUGACAGCCUCCCACAUCACCCCUGACUCAGUCCAGCUGGAAUGGAGCAUCCCCGAGGGCACCUUUGACUCCUUCACAGUGCAGUACAAGGAUGCACAAGGCCAGCCACAGGUGCUGCCCGUGGAUGGUGGGUCCCGCACAGUGACUGUGCCAGGGCUGUCACCAUCCCGCCGCUACAAGUUCAACCUGUAUGGGAUGUGGGGGCGGAAACGUCUGGGCCCCAUCUCCACUGAUGCUGUCACAGCAGCAGUUGUGCUAGAAAAGGAACCACCACCCGAGCCACACCUGGGCGAGCUCAUAGCCUCCCAUGUCACCCCUGACUCAGUCCAGCUGGAAUGGAGUGUCCCUGAGGGCACCUUUGACUCCUUCACAGUGCAGUACAAGGAUGCACAAGGCCAGCCACAGGCACUGCCUGUGGAUGGAGGUUCCCGCACAGUGACUGUGCCAGGGCUGUCACCAUCUCACCGCUACAAAUUCAACCUGUAUGGGAUGUGGGGACGGAAACGUCUGGGCCCUGUCUCCACUGCUGCUGUCACAGUUGAGCCCGAAAAGGAACCACCACCCAAGCCACACCUGGGUGACCUCACAGCUUCCCACAUCACCCCCGACUCAGUCCAGCUGGAAUGGAGUGUUCCCGAGGGCACCUUUGACUCCUUUGUGGUGCAGUACAAGGAUGCACAAGGCCAGCCACAGGUGCUGCCUGUGGAUGGAGAUUCCCACACAGUGACCGUGCCAGGGCUGUCACCAUCCCGCCGCUACAAAUUCAACCUGUAUGGGAUGUGGGGGCGGAAACGUCUGGGCCCCAUCUCCACUGAUGCUGUCACAGUUGAGACAGAAAAGGAACCACCAUCCGAGCCACACCUGGGUGACCUCACAGCUUCCCACAUCACCCCUGACUCAGUCCAGCUAGAAUGGAGUGUCCCCGAGGGCACCUUUGACUCCUUCGUGGUGCAGUACAAGGAUGCACAAGGCCAGCCACAGGUGCUGCCCGUGGACGGUGGUUCCCGCACAGUGACUGUGCCAGGGCUGUCACCAUCCCACCGCUACAAGUUCAACCUGUAUGGGAUGUGGGGACGGAAACGUCUGGGUCCCAUCUCCACUGAUGCCAUCACAGCUGCAGUGGAGUCAGAAGAGGAACUGCCAUCAGAGCCACGACUGGGCGAGCUCACUGUGUCCCAUGUCACCCCUGACUCCAUCCAACUGGAAUGGAGCAUCCCCGAGGGUACCUUUGACUCCUUCAUGGUGCAGUACAAGGAUGCACAAGGCCAGCCACAGGUGCUGCCUAUGGACAGUGAAUCCCGCACAGUGACUGUGCCAGGGCUGUCACCAUCCCACCCUUACAAGUUCAACCUGUAUGGGAUGUGGGGGCAGAAACGUCUGGGCCCCAUCUCCAUUGAUGCUGUCACAGCCCCAAUUGCAGCAGAGGAGGAACCACCAUCCCAGCCCCAUCUUGGUGAGCUCACGGCCUCCCACGUCACUCCUGACUCAGUCCAGCUGGAAUGGAGCGUCCCCGAGGGUACCUUUGACUCCUUCACGGUGCAGUACAAGGAUGCACAAGGCCAGCCACAGGUGCUUCCCCUGGAUGGUGGCUCCCGCACAGUGACUGUGCCAGGGCUGUCACCAUCCCGCCGCUACAAGUUCAACCUGUAUGGGAUGUGGGGACGGAAACGUCUGGGCCCCAUCUCCACUGAUGCUGUGACAGCUGCAGUCAAGACAGAGGAGGAACCACCAUCCCAGCCACGCCUGGGCGAGCUCACGGUCUCCCACGUCACUCCCAGCUCUGUUCAGCUGGAGUGGAGUGUCCCUGAGGGCACCUUUGACUCUUUCACACUGCAGUACAGGGAUGUGCAAGGCCAGCCGCACGCACUACGUGUGGAUGGAGAUUCCCGCACAGUGACCGUGCCAGGGCUGUUGCCAUCUCACCGCUACAAGUUCAACCUGUAUGGGAUGUGGGGGCGGAAACGUCUGGGCCCCAUCUCCACUGAUGCUGUCACAGCCCCAAUUCCAACAGAGGAGGAACCACCAUCCCAGCCCCGUCUUGGCGAGCUUACAGCCUCCCACGUCACUCCUGACUCAGUCCAGCUGGAAUGGAGCGUCCCCGAGGGUACCUUUGACUCCUUCACAGUGCAGUACAAGGAUGCACAAGGCCAGCCACAGGUGCUGCCCGUGGAUGGUGGGUCCCACACAGUGACCGUGCCAGGGCUGUUGCCAUCCCGCCGCUACAAGUUCAACCUGUAUGGGAUGUGGGGCCGGAAACGUCUGGGCCCCAUCUCCACUGAUGCUGUGACAGGUGCCCCAGGGACCCUGUGGGUGGGGUCCCUGUGGCCCCGCAGUGCUCGUCUGCACUGGGCACCCCCCCAAGUCCCCCCUGAUGGCUACAUCCUUGUUUACGGCCCCCCCGGUGGCCCCCUGCAGACGCUGCAGCUGCCCCCUGAGGCAACAUCGAAGGAGCUGUGGGGCCUGGAGCCCAUGGGCCACUACUGGGUGCAGUUGCAGAGUCAGGGGCUGGAGCCGGCCCCCGUGCCCCUCGAGGCCACCUUCGACACCCGUGAGCUGGGCACGUGGCCCCUUGGUUGGGGACACCUGAUCCCCACAUUUGCACCCUGUCCCCCAGCGCCCCUACUCCAUCCAUACCCCCGGGAUUGCAUUGAGGAGCAGCUCAAUGGACCAAGGCCUUCACGCGAGGCCCUCAUCUUCCUCGGGGGUGACCGACAGCGGCCCCUGCGUGUCUUCUGCGACAUGGAGACCGAUGGCGGUGGCUGGCUGGUGUUCCAGCGACGCAUGAAUGGGGCCACUGAUUUCUGGCGGGGAUGGGAAGAGUACGCCCACGGCUUUGGCAAUGUCUCCCAGGAGUUCUGGCUUGGGAAUGAGGCGCUGCAUGCGCUGACGGCGGCUGGCCCCACGGAGCUGCGGGUGGACCUACGGACGCCGCUGGACGCCGCCUUUGCCCACUACCGUGACUUCGCCAUCGCUGGCCCUGAGGAGCACUACCGCCUCCACCUCGGCGCCUACAGCGGCACCGCCGGGGACGCAAUGUCCUACCACGCUGGCAGCCCCUUCUCAACACGGGACCGUGAUCCCCGGCGCCGCCCCCGGCCCUGCGCUGUCGCCUACACAGGGGCCUGGUGGUACCGCAACUGCCACUACGCCAACCUCAAUGGGCGCUAUGGUACCCCCUACGACCAUCAGGGCAUCAACUGGUUUCCCUGGAAAGGUUUCGAGUUCUCCAUCCCCUUCACGGAGAUGAAGCUGCGGCCACAGCAUGACUGA